AUGAGCUCGUUUCCUAAGCCAGCCAGAAAAUCACACAAAAAAGAGCCCGCAAACUCUUUUAAGAGCUAUAAGUCAUAUGCCACCUCUCUGCAAGAAUUAGAAAUAAAGCACAGAGAAAAGAAAAGAAAAUCUGAAAAGAAAGUGAAAUGCCAGCUCAUGAUCGUUGACGAAAAUGGAGAUAAGAGGCCAGCAACUGUGUCUGAGUUGGAGUCAUUUGAGGAAGAAUAUCCUGAUAUAUCUAGAUAUUGAAGAGAUCCGGAAGCCUCAUCAGAAUUAGACACUUAUGACCAAAGCGCGCUGGAUGGCCUUAAACCCUGGGAAAAACCAGGAAAAAGGCUUUUAAAUGCUCUUUGGAGGCAUAAACAUGCAUGGAUAUUUUAUGAGCCAGUUGAUUGUGUGAAGUUGAAAAUUCCUGAUUAUUAUGAUGUGAUUGAGCAUCCUAUGGAUUUCGGGACUAUCAAGAAAAAACUCACUUUCCCUAUGUUAGAAAAAAAUUUUGUUCUACGAAGGUUUGAUUUUUUUAAAACAUUUAUAUAUAAACUAUAUAGUCAUUUUUUUCUGGAUCCCAAUCCCAAAAUAAAAGCGAAAAUUUGUAAAAUUUAUGCUUUAAAAUGCAAGCUGUUUUAAAAAUAACUGAUUUAGCUCGAGAUAUCAUUAUACUAGCUGCCAAUUAAAUACGAUAUAUUUUUUUAUAAUAAAAAAUAUUUUUGUUUUUACAGAUAGGGUUUUUGAGGAUUUUCCAAUGGUUUUAUCCACAGAGGAAGUAAAUAACAAUGUAUAUGAAUCCGGAGAAGACUUAAUAGCUGAUUUUGACCUGGUUUUUGAGAACUGCCGCACUUAUAACCAGCCCGAUUCAGAUGCUUAUCUUAUGUGUGUUCAAGUCGAAAACGUUUAUAAGAACCAAUUGAAGGUUUUGGGACUAGAAAAAUUUCAUCGUAAAUAA
Molecule: messenger RNA, 943 nt
Organism: Blepharisma stoltei
Lineage: Eukaryota; Ciliophora; Heterotrichea; Heterotrichida; Blepharismidae
Source: the annotation of a GenBank genome assembly